Seriola dumerili (greater amberjack) is the source of this 1481-nucleotide messenger RNA. RefSeq names its product tRNA methyltransferase 5 (gene trmt5). Gene Ontology annotation, cellular component: cytoplasm; mitochondrial matrix. The record is from RefSeq and is a predicted model, not a curated record. Bases 24 to 1457 code for a protein of 477 amino acids. NCBI's taxonomy places the organism in Eukaryota, Metazoa, Chordata, Actinopteri, Carangiformes, Carangidae. Gene Ontology annotation, biological process: mitochondrial tRNA methylation; tRNA N1-guanine methylation. The transcript is spliced from 5 exons.
UCAAGCGUGCCGGAGAGCGGAGGAUGUCGAGGCUGCUCAGCAGAGUCUUAACAUCUGCACAAACUCAUAGAAACCUAACAUCUGCUGCUGUACAUCGGAGCCUUCGGUCCGCUGCCUCUCUGCCAGCCUCAGCCUGUCCUGGCUCUGCUGUGAAGCCCUUAAUGGAGCCUAAACUGUACCAGGCCCCUCCAGAGGUCCGGGGUAUGACCUCUCUCGACAAAGAGGCCUUCACACAGACCAUUGCAGUCCCAGCUCUACGCGUGCCCACUGGGGUCUUAAACAAAGUGAUGAAAAGCCUGAAAAAGUCGACUAUCCAGCGGCCAGGGUUGCCCAGAGUGGUACAAGAUACAGAGGAGAGCAGUGACUUUCGUUUAGUGCUGUUGGACCCUCACAGAGUGUCCUCGAAAAGCUCCUUCUCUGAGGCUGAAGCUGAGGCUCUGAGGUCUUUCAGUGUCGCUGAGGAGCUGCAGUACUAUGAGCUGCAACUGACCUACAACAACCUGAAGAGUGAGGAAGUGCUGGGGGCCGUGCUCCCUCAGGGGCAAGAUGUGACCUCUGGGUUCAGCCGGGUGGGACACAUCGCACACAUGAACCUAAGGGACCACCAGCUCCCGUAUAAGAACCUCAUAGGUCAAGUUAUCAUGGACAAAACCCCCGGUAUCACCUGUGUGGUCAAUAAAACAAACAUAAUCGACUCAACUUACCGCAACUUCAAGAUGGAGGUGCUAGCUGGAGAGGAGAACAUGGUCACCAAAGUGAAAGAAAAUGGGGUAACAUAUGAGUUUGAUUUCUCUCGUGUGUACUGGAACCCCCGGCUGAGCACAGAGCACCAGCGUGUGGUGGAGCUCAUCAAACGUGGUGACACCGUGCUGGAUGUGUUUGCUGGUGUCGGACCCUUCGCCAUCCCUGCUGCCCGCUCGGGUGCCAAUGUGUUGGCCAAUGAUCUGAACCCAGAGUCCUACCGAUGGCUGCAGCACAACUGCAAGCUCAACAAGGUGGAGAGCAAAGUCCGCACGUUUAACCUGGACGGCAGAGGGUUCAUCCAGGGACCUGUGAAGCAGGAGCUGCCUGCGCUUAUGAAGGGAAAAGCCAAUGUUCACGUGGUGAUGAACCUGCCUGCCUUGGCUUUAGAGUUCCUGGAUGCAUUCAGAGGCCUCCUGCACCAGGAGCCUCCCUGUGAUGAGAACUUACCCACAGUGUACUGCUACAGCUUCUCUAAAGACAAAAACCAUGACGCGGAUGUGGUGAAGAGAGCGUCCCGCAGCCUCGGGUUCCCCCUGGAGAACAGAUGCUCUGUGCAUUUUGUGCGUAAUGUAGCACCCAACAAAGAUAUGAUGUGUGUGAGAUUCACACUCCCUAAAGAGGUCCUCUUCAGCUGCAAUGAUGAACAGACAGAGCCCUCGGAGGAACCAGCCCCAAAGAGACAAAAGUGUGAAGAAACUACAGAUUCAACAUAAUAAAUCAUCACAAAGAAACAUUUG